AUGUUUCCACCACUUGCUGCCCAGCGUACAGUGGAACAAGAUAUCAUGGCACUCCCACCAACCACAGUGGCAAAUUCCAUCAAGACCCCAGAGACCAUGAAGACCGCUCACCUGGCCUCUGCUGUGUUGCUCUUCAUCACCUUCUUAGUGGGUGUGGUGGGGAAUGGGCUGUACCUGUGGGUGCUGGGGCUGAAGAUGAGGAGGACGGUGACCACCCUCUGGUUCCUCCACCUGGUCUCCUGCUACCUCCUCUUCACCCUGCUGAUCCCCUUCUUCGCCAUCUACAUCCUCCUGGAUUUCCACUGGGUCUUUGGCAUGGCCACCUGCAAGCUUCUUAAUGCCUUCAUUUCCAUGGGCAUGUUCUCCUCCGUCUUCCUUCUCACACUCAUCAGUCUGGACCGCUACACCCUCAUUUACCAUCCCAUUUGGUCCCGGAAUCACCGCACCAUGCCCCGGGCUUGGAAGCUGGCUGUGGGAGUGUGGCUGGCCUCCUUCGGUCUCAGCGCUCCCUACCUGGCUUUCCGGGAGACCCACGUGGUGGAUGGGGGCAGGAUCACCUGCAUCAAUAAUUACAACAUCUCUGGAGACUGGAACGGAACCAAGACGCAGGACCUGGGCAGAAGGGUCCACCUAGCCAUCUUCAUGGUCCGGUUCCUGCUGGGUUUCCUGAUGCCCUUCUGCACCAUUGUGGGAUGCUAUGUCUGCGUGGGGCUGAAGAUGAAGGAGAAGAAGCUGGCGUGGGCUGGAAAGCCCUUCAAAGUCAUGGUGGCCGCCAUGGUUUCCUUCUUUAUCGGCUGGCUGCCCUACCACCUCUUCCACGGCUUGAAGCUCUACGAGAAGGAGGUGCCAGAGUCAGUGACGGGUGCCCUCUUGGUCAUUUACACCUUCACGUCCUGCUUCAAUGCCUCCUUCUCCCCCAUCCUUUACCUCUUUGUGGGGGAGAAGUUCUGGAAGGUCUUCAGGACGUCUCUUUUCACUCUGGUCAAAGCAGCUUUUGUUGACGAUCUCAGCAGCAGUGCCCCUGCGUCUAGUGGAAGACACGGGUCAGAAGUCAAGAACACAAAACAGGAAAUGGUCUGA
Emys orbicularis (European pond turtle) is the source of this 1080-nucleotide messenger RNA. Its product is annotated as probable G-protein coupled receptor 33. Gene Ontology annotation, biological process: complement receptor mediated signaling pathway; positive regulation of cytosolic calcium ion concentration; inflammatory response. The transcript has 2 exons. Bases 1 to 1080 code for a protein of 359 amino acids. The record is from RefSeq and is a predicted model, not a curated record. Gene Ontology annotation, cellular component: plasma membrane. Lineage: Eukaryota; Metazoa; Chordata; Testudines; Emydidae. Gene Ontology annotation, molecular function: complement receptor activity; G protein-coupled receptor activity.